Molecule: messenger RNA, 2403 nt
Organism: Brassica napus (rape)
Lineage: Eukaryota; Viridiplantae; Streptophyta; Magnoliopsida; Brassicales; Brassicaceae
Exons: 4
Coding region: 1782-2084 (100 amino acids)
Biological process (GO): proteasome assembly
Source: RefSeq, a predicted model, not a curated record
AAAUAUAACAAAUAUAUAUUUUCGAAACAAUUGUUUUUGGAACAUGUAUCUUUUUGGAACGGAGAGAGUAUUGUUUAGGUAUCUCGUUUCAUAUUCAAGAUCUAACGGUUCACGAUACUUAAUUAGCCAUAUUUUGCAUUUUUGUUCACUAAGUUAAUUUAAUAAUUAUAUUUGUAUAAAUAUAUAUGUAUAUAAUAUUCAAACUACAAUAAAAAUAGAAAAUAUUUAAAACAGAAAUGUGGCUAUUUGUCAUUGUAUUAUAGGUUAGUAUUUUAUUUUAGUUAAUGUCACUAAGAAAGCUGCCCCCACAAACUUAAACGGCUCUGUAAUAUACAAAAGGAUACUAAAUAUUAUGAAUAAAUGGUAGUAUAUCCUAAGAUGUAAAUGAAAAUAUGAAACCGUAUUACAUAAGAUAUUAUUUUUCAUAAGGAAAGAAAAACUAUUAAAAAUGAUGUGGCAACCAAGAGAUGAUGGUAAUCAGCUCGGCUUGAAUAAUUCGGCUGAGAGGAGAAGUGCGAAAUUUUUGGCAGCACGUGUUGACUGACGAGCAGACACGCACGGGAAUUUUUUAUCUCCUCAACGGCACUUCCCAUAUUUCUGUCCGAAAUUUAGAUGGUUAGUUGUGAUCCCUGGCCUGUGCUGACGUGGAAGCUUCUGGUUGGUACGUUUUAACAAACUCUAGUGCGCGCUGUUUUGGUCGGAGCCAACUCGGGUUGGUUCCGUCCAAUUUAUCACGAGAAAGACUCAUUGUGUGGUCUCUAUUUAAGGUUUGUAGUCACGUAAUUAUAUAGCAAAGUCGCAAGAUUUCGUUUUCUAAUGUAGUAUUUACUUUUCUCGGUUGGGUCCAUUGGCCAUACUGUUUUCCGUGGUGAGGAGAGGAACUCGUAAUGCCUCAUCAAAGUCGGUUCCUAGUACAAAUUUGUUUCCUAAAACUAUCAAAGUCAGCAGCAAUCAUUUUCCGCCGCCAAAGAAUGUUAAUAGGCUUUUAUCAGUUUUAUUGGGCUGAGACGGAAUCAACACUCUGGGUUGAGGCACAAUUACUGAAAGAUCAGAAGAUGGGAGCGGAGACUCAGGUUACGCUUCCUCCGUCGAUUCCCGGCAGAUGGUGCUUUACAGAUGGAUCCUGGAAAGAGGGAGAUAUGUUCUCUGGCCAAGGCUGGUUCAGUACUUUAAUUGGAUUUGCGGAUCUGAUGGGAGUUAGGAACGUAAGAGCGUCUCUAUCUCCUCUGCAUGCAGAGUUCGAGGCGUUACUAUGGGCAAUGGAAUGUAUGAGGAACUUAAGACAAUUUCAGGUUACAUUUGCAACGGAUUGUUCUCAAUUGGUGAAGAUGGUUUCGGAACCAGAAGAAUGACCAGCUUUUGCAAGUUAUUUAGAAGAUAUCAAGAAUCUGAAAGAGAGUUUUACACGUUUAGAGAUAAUACAUGUACCAAAGAUGCAAAAUAAAAAGGCGGAUAAUCUAGCACGCAGUGUCAGAAAAUAGCCGUUUUUCGUCGUUCACAUGGACCAAUAUCUCCCGGUGGUGUGGUUUACAGAAUCUAUAUGAGUCUGUAAUGUUGUCGACAAAAGAAAAAAAAAUCAGUUUUAUUGGGCUUCUUUUCUUGGGCUUGAUAGUUAUGAGAUUCUUUUCUAAAUGAUGCCGUUUUUUUCUAAACGAAGCCGUUUUUCUAGAGGCGAACGAGUUUGGGAGCUGGGAGACCAAAAAAAAAAAAAAAAAAAAAAACCAAAGAAACGCAGAGAACAGAGGAAGAAGCAUAAGGGAGUACGCAAAGACUGAGCGAGAAUGGAAUGUUUGGACGCUAAUUUUCCUGUGUGCCAUAGAAAGGUCUCGUUAGAAAUUAAGGGAAACAAGACAGAGAUUGUGAUCUGCAGCUAUGAUGAUCAUAUCCUUGUGAGCGUCAUAGCAACACAGAUUGGAGCCAUGGGGACUAUAUUGCACGCAAGGAAGGAAGAAGGGAUGUCUGUUGAACCAACAUUUAGUGUCUCAGUUAUAUUCGGAAAGCGUGAUGAGGUAACAAAGUCUUAUCAUAUUCUAGCACGUUUAUAUAGAAUCUACGCCUUACUUAUGCCCACUGUGUGUUCUUGAAGCCGAUGCUGGUAGCAACUGCUCGAAGACUCAUUGAUCACAUAAGGUCUCUCUAUCGAUUCUUGAUUUUUGCUCCUUCUCCUCCAUUGUUUGUUUUCUCUAACGUCUAAUUAAAAUGGAACCCAACAUAGUUGUCUAACUAUUAAUAUGAUCUCUCUUAAUUUCUUCAGUUCUCAUGUUCCCUCGAAGCCUUUGAUUCUCUCGCUUGGUCUCAAAGAUCAUUCUUCCGUACUUGCACAUUUUCUUGGAAACAUUAAUUUGAUUAUGGAUAAAGUUUGCAUAAAACCAAUGAUACAUAGAGAUUGUGUGUCCUUUCAUU